UACUUUUUGUAUUUUACAUAUUUCCUUUACAUAAACUUUACUUUUACUGUGAAAUAGUUGUAUAAUAAACACUCAAGCAAUGGUGUCUUAUUUCACAUUGGAUGCAACGGGCGAGCCGGCCAACUUCCAGAAGGAAAUAUCAAAUAUGAUGCACGGAUUCGGUGAUAACCCCAAUCCUAACGCGGCAACCGUCGUACUGGUGGAGAAUAUAGUGCUGCAGCAACUCAGAUCCAUGAUACAGGAAGCUGCCGAAGUAGCCACGUUGAGGGGCCAGAAGAUUAUAUCUAAUUACGAGAUAAUUUAUUUGAUGCGUAAGAACAAAAUUAAGUUGAAGAGAUUGCAUGAUUACCAAGCCAAGUUAGACCAUAUUGAUAAGCGGCAAGUCGGUCUCGGAGGCCCCACUGACCCUUUGGUAGUCCAAGGGUUGAUGCUGGACGAUGAGAAAGAGCCCAUUCUAAAGAAGACCAAAAGGAAUCAUAUUUCUAUAAUCCGGGAGUUAGACACAGCUGAUGAAGUAAGCCUUAUAACAUUUGACUCUAUCGAUUAUUUGAGAAAAGUGAGGGCGGCCAAGAUUACUGAGACAAUGUCUUUCGAUAAAUAUGAAGCGUAUCAUAAAGCUCGCUGCAGCUCCUUCCGUACAGGUCAUUCAAAUAUAGCCAAGAGUUACAGUAAACUCGAGCUAUGGAUAAAUCCUUCAAAAGAGUAUAAAUUUACGCAAUCAGCAUUGGAAGUAUUAUCAUUCAUAGCGUAUGAGACUGUGGCCGAGAUAAUAGAUGCAGUUUUUCUCACAAGACAAGAUGCAAAGAAGAGGAAUGGUGACCCAUUUAGUAAAUUUGAGGGUGGACACUUCUGCAACCCCGCAAGCUUGACAAAUGCUGUGUAUAUAAAGUCUGGCUAUGAAGGAGUGCCGGCCAUCACCGUGGCAGAUGUAAGAGAAGUGCUUAGAAGAUAUUUUACACCAAGAACUGGCAUGAAUGGAUUGUUUUUCAGAAAUAUGAGCAUGGAAUUGCCCUCCAGAUAUAUUGCCUUUUAAGAUUAAUUGUUAGUUUAGUCUAGACAU
Plutella xylostella (diamondback moth) is the source of this 1060-nucleotide messenger RNA. Its product is annotated as transcription initiation protein SPT3 homolog. The record is from RefSeq and is a predicted model, not a curated record. Gene Ontology annotation, biological process: transcription by RNA polymerase II. NCBI's taxonomy places the organism in Eukaryota, Metazoa, Arthropoda, Insecta, Lepidoptera, Plutellidae. Gene Ontology annotation, molecular function: protein heterodimerization activity; transcription coactivator activity.